Messenger RNA from Megalops cyprinoides (Indo-Pacific tarpon), 2934 nucleotides. Its product is annotated as WD repeat-containing protein 49-like. Gene Ontology annotation, molecular function: protein binding. Lineage: Eukaryota; Metazoa; Chordata; Actinopteri; Elopiformes; Megalopidae. The transcript is spliced from 18 exons. The record is from RefSeq and is a predicted model, not a curated record. Bases 1 to 2934 code for a protein of 977 amino acids.
AUGGAGAAUCUGCUGAGAGGUGACAGGAUCCCACACAGACUGGAAACCAUGGAGGCCGAGCGACUGGAGUGCAGGCUGAGCAUGAAGGACUUUGUGAAAAUGCAGGACCUCUUCCUGCAGGAUGAACCGGUGUCCAUGGGGAGGGAGGAGUUUGUGGAAAAGGCAUUCUCUCUGAUAGGCCGAGGGUCACGGGAGGAGUACGGCCAGCUCUUUGACAACGUGGACGUGACGCGGGAGGGGCUUGUGGACUGGGAGAAGCUGACAACCUUUCUGCUGCUGGAGCUGUCGGAGAAGGACGAGCAUGCCCGCGCGGCGGCCGUCACACGCUGGAGGCCUCUCCACGUGCUCCCCGCCGUUCACAGGGAGCCUGUCCAGCGGGUGGCAUACCUGAGGAGCUCUAACAGGUACCUGAGCAUCAGCAAAGAAGGCAUGCUGGGAGUGUGGACAGAUGAGCUCACUCUUCUGAAGACUCAUCGCGUCACCACAGACUCUGUCAAGCUCAAAGACCUCUGGGUAACGGGCAUGGUGGUCCUGUCAAACGUGCACAAGAUUGCCGUGAGCUUCACCAGCAAGGAGAUCUGCUUCUAUGACCUAUUGUCCAAACAAGAGUUCAGUUGUCAGUACAAACUGCAGGGUUUGAGACAUACACCCAUCAGCUUGGACUACUGGUUCAACCCCCAGAAUGCUGACGAGGCUGUUCUCAGUUUCGGGGAUGUUGGGGGGCAGCUGAGUGCCAUCUGCUUCAGGACAGCCCAGAUUUCACUGUUUGAGAGGCCCAGUGCGGGUCCAGACCAAGACACAGUCAUCAUAAUCAGGUGGGCGGAGCUUGCACAAGGCCACCACAAGUGCUGCUAUACGGUCCAACAUCAGGCGCAUGGCCAAGAUUGGGUUCGUAGAGUGAGAUUCCUAGGGAAUCUGGAGGCUUUCAUGUCCUGCUCCAGAAGCAGUGAGAACACCAUGGUGCUUGCCUGGAGGGAGAAAGAGGCCACACCCCUCAGGACCACAUCCUUCCACAUCCAUAAAGGCAGUAAUGACCUGGACUACCAUGCUGGACUCAACCUCAUUGCCACAGCAGGGAUUGACAGCAAAGUUUGUCUUUGGAACCCCUAUGUGAUCUCCAAGCCUGUGGGUGUCCUCGUGGGUCACAUGACCAGUGUGGUGGCAGUGCAGUUUGUCCUGGGAAAGAAACAGUUGAUCAGCUUCUCUAAAGACAAGGUGUUGAGGGUGUGGGAAGUGCAUCACCAGCUGUGUAUCCAGCGAGUGGCAGGGAUAUUCCCCAAGACUCAGGAGUGCCAGAUGCUGCUGUUCUUCCAAGAGGAGCGUGGCCGCUUACUUCUCACCUUCAACAGCACUGUGGCAAUCCUGGAAGCCUCGCAGGAAGUGGGCAAAAGAGUGACCAGCCACGAGCAAGCUGUCACCUGUGUUCUGUACAACCCCCUCUUCAAACAGGUGAUAAGCAGUGAUGCUGGCUCCACUGUGAUCUGCUGGCUCAUGGACACAGGUCAGAAAGUCAAACAGUUCACCCAGUGCCAUGGCAACGCUGAGAUCUCCACCAUGGCUCUGGACGCCUCCCAGACCCGCCUGUUCACUGCUGGCACAGAUGGGUCUGUCAAGGUGUGGGAUUUUAACGGGCACUGCCACAACAAACUCAACGCAGGCCGGGACCAGAGCGUGGAGAUCUCCCAGAUUCUGGUGCUGAAGCGGACAGUGUUGGUGCUGGGCUGGGAGAGGAUGAUCACCGUGUUCAGACUCAACACUUUCUCGCAGUACUUUGUUCAGCCGUCUGAAUGGAAAGGUGGCGUCCAGCAUCGUGACGAUGUCCUCUGUGCUGCGUUCCAGCCUCCACAGACCCUAGUCACAGGAAGCUACGAUGGGGAGAUCACAGUUUGGAACAACAGCACAGAGAAUGCCCUGCGCAAGCUCCACCCGGAUGGUCAGAGAGGCCUGAAGUCCAGCUCAGGCCAGUACAGCGACCCAGAGUGCAGCUAUGCUGUGACCAGGCUUUUUUUCCUGGAGGGCAGGAAGAGCGUAGCCAAUACAGGGGGGGCAGACCUGGUAUCCUGUGGGGGCUCAGGCCGGGUGCGGUUCUGGAACACAACCCGGAGCUGCCUGGUGGCUGAGUUUGUGGCUCACAGUGACUCUGGCUCCAUCAUAAUGACGGUGGAAAGCAGUGGGCGAUACCUUGUCACUGCCGACAUGGACGGAGGAGUGAAGGUGUGGGACAUACAGGAUUAUUGCCUCAGCCCUGGUGAAGGCGUGAUCUAUCAGACUCCAGAGCUGCUGGCCAGCGUUCACCCUCACCUGGACUGCGUGACUCAUCUGGAGACCUGUGUUCAUGGAGAGCAGCUCUUCCUCCUUUCAGCCUCUGCGGAUUGCAGUGUCGCACUCAGCUACCUCCCUGGAGCUGCCGUGGGUGUCUUUGGACAGGAGGUGCACUGGCGCCUCGAUGGGCCCGGGGAGCCCCUUCCAAAUGUCAGCACCACAGAGGAAAACCUGUCGAGCAAGGUGGACCGCAGAGAGGAGGCAGGGUCUGCCACGCCACGCAAGGAACCACCCCAAGGACAGGGUUACCAAAACGCUGAUGGUGGACCUGAGGUCAAAGCUACAGACAGCAAUCCAGACUGGACAGAACAAACCACCCAAGCUAGCCCCCGAACUGGCAGCAUUCUGGGGAAAAGGUACCAGGAGAGGUGGAGACUGCGGAAGAGUGACAGUAAGCCCAACCUAUCGAAGGACAUACAGAGCUGUGUGGGGACGUUCAGCUGUCUGCGUAUGGAGGAGCUGGAUGCAGUGGGAGACCUCAGCAAGCCUGAUUUCAUGACCAACCCUCAUCAAUAUUUCGGGCAGAAGUGGGAUGGCUCUCUGCCUGCUCCACUCCCCCUCCCUGUAAACGUGGAGAGUAAGACAACCCACCGAUGCUGUGGACGAAGCUAA